This is a messenger RNA of Rhincodon typus (whale shark), 3108 nucleotides long. RefSeq names its product protein kinase, interferon-inducible double stranded RNA dependent activator (gene prkra). Bases 117 to 1109 code for a protein of 330 amino acids. Lineage: Eukaryota; Metazoa; Chordata; Chondrichthyes; Orectolobiformes; Rhincodontidae. The record is from RefSeq and is a predicted model, not a curated record. The transcript is spliced from 8 exons.
ACAGCCGCCUUCCGCCGGAAGUGGUUUGAGCGGGGACCAGGAGCGGGUUUGAGUCCAAACUCGGGGAACAGAGCGCCUUUUCCGCGCGGCUACAAUCCUACUCCGCCGGGACCGACAUGUCCGAGGAAAGGUUUACAGCCGCGUCCAAAAGGAGCUCUGGAUGCGCCAGUUUGGAUCAAGUGAUUGCUACACGUCCUAGGAAGACUCCUAUCAGCCGACUACAGGAGUAUUGCACAAAAAGUGGUCAAUUCCUCCAAUAUGAACUUGUGAAAUCUGAGGGUCAAUCUCAUCUGCCUAAUUUCACCUUCAGAGCAACAGUAGGAGAAGUGAGCUGCACAGGCCAAGGUCAAAGCAAGAAGGCUGCAAAACACAAAGCAGCAGCAGCUGUACUCAAUGUUCUGAAUGGAGGAACUCUGGAAGACCCUGAAUGUGAUGGAAUGAGCCAAUCUUUGCCAAAAUCUGAACCCAUUACCUCAAAGCAGCCACACAAUCCUCCCAACCCUAUUGGUACACUUCAGGAAUUGGUUGUGCGGAAAGGAUGGAGACUUCCAGAUUACGCUGUUGCAGAGGAAUCAGGUCCUGCUCACAAAAAAGAAUUUACAAUGAUUUGCACAGUAGAAAAAUUUGUUGAAACAGGUUGUGGUACUUCAAAAAAAUUGGCAAAACGCAAUGCCGCAGAAAAGAUGAUUGCCAAACUACGGAGUAUUCCUGCAGGCUGGAAACAGGAGGAUGAAUUCAAUAAUGCUGAUAUUUCAUUGAUAUCUGGAGAUGAAUGGAAUGGUCCAAGGGGGAAGAUACCAGUAAUCUGUUGCGACCUGCUAAGAAAUUUAUCUGGAGAAAAAAUUAACCAACUGAAAAGGAGUCCACUCAGCAUUCCCAACACUGAUUACACUCAGAUGUUGGCAGAAGUGAUGGAUGAGCAAGGAUUUGAUAUCUCUUACCUGGAUAUAGAUGAGCUGACUGUGAAUGGGCAGUAUCAAUGUUUGGCUGAACUCUCAACUCGGCCAGUUACUGUGUGCCAUGGAACGGGAAUUUCUCGUGGUAAUGCUCACAAUGAUGCUGCCCACAAUGCACUGCAGUAUUUGAAGAUUAUUGCUGGAAAAAAUUAAACAGGUUCAAAUUUCACCCAGGUGGCACUAUUUAAAAAAAAACAAAAAUAUUUUUUUAAAAAUUAUUUGAUUGAAACACAGCCUGAGGUUUUAAGCAGCAUUUUAAAGAAUAGGAUGUACCUGUAUGUGCAUGUACACAAUCAUCUGUUUCCUUACUGUUAAAACUCUGAAAAGCCCUGGACUAAUUAAAUAAAUUACAGUCCCUGAGAGAAGUAAUAUAUUAAGAAUCUGAUUUUUGAACAUUUUCCCGCUAUGUGACAAAUGGCAGUCUUUUUGAAGCUUUCUUUCUGUAAAGUAAAAUGUGCAAACACAAGUCUAGCUGUCAUUUUUGUCCAAUAAAAUGUUUGAAGAUGAAUGACAUCAAAUCAUUUGAAAUAACGUUGAAACAUUGAGCAGGGUUUUAUUGACUCAAAGCUAAAAGAGGCAAUAGUAUUUCAAAAAUAGUUUAUUUGUAAAGUUACAUAUCCAUAAUAUUAAUUAGUUCACUCUACCACCACUUAAUUCUGCAGCUGCCGGUUCUCUGUAGUGUGAUUUAGAUUGAGAGCUGACAGUGAGAUCAGUCAAAUUUCUCUAUCCUUCAUGUUCUAGCUUGUAAGUUUAAUGUAAUAUUUCUAAAUGACAUUUUGAAUGUCUCCGCUUCCUUAGGUUGGUCAUAUACCAAAGUAAUUCUAUCAAAUGAUUUUUUUGAUAAGAAAUUAAUUUACCAUUUAACAAGUGUUACAUAGGGCAACUGUUAUGGACUGGACCAGACCAAACCCCCUCAAAAUAUAUUAAGAUAGCUCAGACCCUAACUUUUUCUUAUUUUAAAGGUAAGUGUAAGAUGUUGCGUUCCAGAUGCGCUUCAGUUAGUUAAAAAACUUGACUUUAUGCAAAACAUGCUUUAUUUUCGCACUACAAUUAAAAUAUAGACAAAAUAAAAGAAUUGGCUUAACUGUAACUCUAUUGAAAUGCUUUAUGAAAUAACAUGUAUAAACUACUACGAAUUAACUGUUCCAAUAUAGUAACAUCCCAUAAACGCACUCCUGACAAAGGCAAAUUCAGUAAAAUAAAUUGUCUCACAUGCAAUUCUAGCAGCAGGAAGAGAACCCCAGCUUUUAGUAGUAAUCAGAGAGGAAUAAGAGCUUCCACAUUCAGCUUCAAGACCCCAGCAACUGCUGAAAGCUAAAACUAAAAGUCCUGGUUUUGUGGGAGCUUGACCCUAUCCUUUAGGCGGCUUCUACUGUUCCAACUUAAGAAAAAAACCCAAGACCUCACAAGCUGUUUACUUUAUUGGCUUUGAGCAGACCGCUUUAUACCUUUGUCUCAACCUCUCUUCACUUUAAAAAAGGAUCAGGACAAAAUACACCUCUUAAAGCCAUAGUAUCAUCACAGUGAUGUUAUUCACCUGCAAAUUUUCAUUAUAAACUGGUACUUACAGUUAAUUACACUUCUGCAUCAGACCAUUUUCAAACAGAAAUCAACAUACUUUUUAGAAGAAUUAAUAUAAAAGCACAUUUUUCGUAGCUUUAUAAGCUGAUAAGUGUAUGCUAAUGUUAAGAGUCAAAGAAUAUGCCAAAAUUUAUUUAUUUAUAUUUCAAGAGUUUUCAUCAGAUGUUUUUAAGAAACGUUUUCUCUCAAGUUCUAACAAAUUGGCAAUCUGUAAAUGCAUUUGUACAAUUCUACAAGUAGCUUGAUAUCAUAAUUACUGUAUAAUUGGGGUACCAUGCAGCAAUUGGAAUUUCCCUUGUUAUUUAUUUAAAGUAAUCCUGGCUAUAGGCUAUCAAUUUUUAAUAAGCAAAACAUAACUGCUGUGGUCUCGAUGCUUUAGAAAGCAUUUGGAUACCCUAAUCCUCUUGUACUGAAUCCAUAUUUAUUUAUAAUACUUUGUGUGCAAGCAAAACAAUCCCUUCUAACAACCUUGCAUAAACAAUCAACCAGUGAUUGACUUUAGAAGACUGUAUGCUUGCCAGCAUGCUUUGUAAAUAGUGAUUCUUUACCAAUAAAGUUUCACAUAAAUCCA